GGGUAACUUAUGUAUUUUGCCUAUAUACCCUUCGAAUACCGUCUUCUUCCUCUUCCAUCAUCUUACUCUCGGACCUCGUUGCAGAAAAAACCUUCAUUUCUGAUCAAUAUUUCUCAUGGCACCCAUUGACCCACAUUCCUUCACCGAUUCAGCACACCCACUCACUACCCAUAUCUCCCUCACUCUCUUCUUCGAUUUCCCAUCUUCCACCAUUUCCUCUGCCACACUUCUCUCCCUCCCUACCCCUUACACCGGACCCCUCACUUUCGACACUCGCUCUCUCUCUGUCUCCUCUGUGCUUGACCCACUUUCUCUUUCCCCUCUCCCUUUCUCCCUCUCUCCUGAUUCCCCAAUUCUUGGACAGUCACUCACCGUUUCCCUUUCUAACCAAAACCAAAUCUUGAUUCUCUCCAAAACCAGUCCUUCGAGUUCUGCCCUUCAGUGGCUUUCCCCUCCUCAGACAUUCAACAAGACUCACCCUUUUGUGUACACUCAAUGUCAGUCUAUUCACGCCCGUUCGAUUUUUCCUUGUCAAGACACACCCGCUGCGCGUGUGAAGUACGCUGCGAAGUUGAACAUCCCCCGCCAAUUAUCGGCUGUUAUGGCUGCUAGGCACGUGGAGAGGCGGGACCCACUGCCCUCCGAGGCGCAAGGGGUCUGUGAGGAUUCAGCGUGGUGCGGGGAUGAUAGGGUGGUGGAGGAGUUCGUGAUGGAACAGCCUAUUCCUCCCUAUUUGUUUGCAUUUGCUGUAGGAGAGUUGGGUUUCAGGGAGGUGGGCCCCAGGACUAGGGUGUAUGCUGAGGCUGUUCCUGCGGUAUUGGAUGCUGCUGCUAAGGAGUUUGCUGGUACGGAAGAGAUGAUUCAAGUUGGGGAGAAGCUUUUUGGACCUUAUGAUUGGGAAAGGUUUGAUCUAUUGGUGUUGCCUCCGAGUUUCCCUUAUGGCGGAAUGGAGAAUCCGAGGAUGGUUUUCUUGACCCCCACUGUGAUUAAGGGGGACGCCAGUGGAGCGCAGGUGGUGGCUCAUGAGCUUGCUCAUAGCUGGACAGGGAACUUGAUCACGAACAAGAACAACGAUCACUUUUGGUUGAAUGAGGGUUUCACAACAUAUGCAGAGCGAAGAAUUGUGGAGGUUGUGCAAGGCGAGGACAUAGCUGCACUAAAUAUUGGAAUUGGAUGGAGGGGACUUGUUGAGGAAAUGGAGAGAUUCAAGGAUAACAUGGAGUUCACAAAGCUAAAAACAAACCAGGCAGGUGUGGACCCAGAUGAUGUUUAUUCUCAAGUUCCAUAUGAAAAAGGCUUCCAGUUUUUAUGGCGCAUUGAGAGACAGAUUGGAAGACCUGCUUUUGAUGACUUUCUGAAGAAAUAUAUUGCUACUUUCAAGUUUCAAUCUAUUGACACUGAUAUGUUUCUCAAUUUCCUUAAAGCUAAUGUCCCUGGAAUAGAGAACGAGAUUGAUUUGAAACUUUGGACCGAGGGCACAGGGAUCCCUCCAGAUGCCAUGGAACCAGUUUCUAACAUCUAUUCAAAGAUUGUUUUGCUUGCUAAUGAGUUCAAGCUAGGUAGGAUGCCAAGAGAGGAUGAAGUUGCUGACUGGAAGGGACAAGAAUGGGAGCUUUACCUCGAGAACCUUCCUAAAUCUGUCGAAGCAUCUCAGGUCACAGCUUUAGAUGCUCGCUACCAUCUCUCAGAAUCAAAAGAUUAUGAGGUGAGGGUAGCUUUUCUUCAGCUGGCCAUUUCAGCAAGAUGCAGAGACUACUACGGCGAGGUGGAAAAAACACUGAAGGAAGUAGGUAGGAUGAAGUACCUUCGUCCACUCUAUACUGCACUUGUUCAAGGUGCGGGAAAGGAAGAAGAAAAAGUUUUUGCCAGAAGGGUAUUCACAGAGGCUUGUGAUUGUUAUCACCCCAUAGCUCAAGGUGUUGCUGAGGCUAUCCUUGCAAAGCAUGCCUGAAGUUAGUGUAAAUUCAAACUUUUGCUUAUUAUGUUAUCAGAAGUUUGACAUAUAUGUGUCUGUUGCCUAAAUCUGGGGUGCUUUCUCAAUAUAGGUUAAAUUGUUUUGCUAAAUCUUUGCAUCUUUGUGGCUUUCACUAAAUAGGUGCAUUCGUGAAUUGGUUUUUGUGUUUACUCUGUGCAUGCUAUAGCUUCAAGGUUUUUUUUUUCCAUCGAA
Molecule: messenger RNA, 2167 nt
Organism: Nicotiana attenuata
Lineage: Eukaryota; Viridiplantae; Streptophyta; Magnoliopsida; Solanales; Solanaceae
Product: leukotriene A-4 hydrolase homolog
Exons: 4
Coding region: 116-1951 (611 amino acids)
Biological process (GO): proteolysis
Cellular component (GO): cytosol
Molecular function (GO): metallopeptidase activity; zinc ion binding
Source: RefSeq, a predicted model, not a curated record